Molecule: messenger RNA, 990 nt
Organism: Soboliphyme baturini
Lineage: Eukaryota; Metazoa; Nematoda; Enoplea; Dioctophymatida; Soboliphymatidae
Source: the annotation of a GenBank genome assembly
AUGUUUUGUUCGCCUAACCACAUUUUUAGUGAACAAGAACCUCCUCAGUCGAUGCUCAAGCUAAAUCUUAUCGCUGACCGAGAACAGGGCUGGCUUCUGAUCGUUCAAACGAUGAUUGAUAUUGUGCCGGUGGAUAACCCUUUAGGACCUGCUGUGAUCACGUUGUUUCUUGACGAAAGCCCUCUUCCUACAAAAGAAACGGUGACGAAGCUGUUGUUUCUUUUGAACCUGAGUGGCGAGCUGGUCCGACAAAAUAUUCACCCGCCAUCAUGGCACAAAAACCUGUGUAUCGUUCUCGGCUGCCUUUCAGAAAAAUUGGCAGGACCAAACAGCGUUGCGACAUUCCAUUCAUCGACCUUAGAUUACCUGAUCGAAAAUCUGAAUCCGUCUCGAAUGCCGUACGUCAUUUUGCACGCCCUCAUCACUCUUGAAAAAUAUGCUCAGACAAGUGAAAACAAGAUCACGAUCAACGAGAGACUGUUGUCGUUGGAUCCUCACCCAAUCGCGGGGUUGGAACAGUGGCUUCAUUCUAAAGACUACGUCGAGCGACAGGUCGGAUUUUGUGCACAAUGGGUACUCGACAAUGUGUUUGUCAUUCCUGAACGUCAGUACUCGUACGAAACCGUGGUAACUGACGGCAUCAACGUCAUGCUAAACAACAACGACGUUAGCGAAUAUCUGAAGAUAUCGCCGAACGGUUUGGAGGCCCGAUGUGAUGUGUCCUCUUUUGAAAGUGUUCGGUGCACGUUUCCGGUAAACAGCGGGAUUUGGUAUUACGAAGCGCUUAUCGUGACGCCCGGGGUGAUGCAAAUUGGUUGGGCGACGAAGAACAGCAAGUUUUUGAAUCACGAGGGAUACGGCAUAGGUGAUGACGAAUACUCCGUCGCUUACGACGGUUGUCGUCAGUUGUUAUGGCACAACGCAUCAAGUCAGUCGACGAAUCAUCCAAUGUGGAAUUCAGGUAUGGGUAUAUAUAAUAUAUUGGCGUAA